This is a messenger RNA of Ambispora gerdemannii, 183 nucleotides long. NCBI's taxonomy places the organism in Eukaryota, Fungi, Glomeromycota, Glomeromycetes, Archaeosporales, Ambisporaceae. The record is from the annotation of a GenBank genome assembly.
AUGACCGAAAAUAAGAAACAUUUGUUUGGUCCUCUAGCGAUUCGAAAUGGAGGGGUUCUUAUUUUCGAGAUUUUUAAGUUUGCCCCACCCAAUCAAAAAUAUAGUAAUGAAAAACAUAACUUAUCAUAUUUCUCCAAAGUGGAAGGUUUCAUGUUUUGGGAUUUCAAAAAUACGUUUGAUUGA